This is a messenger RNA of Rasamsonia emersonii CBS 393.64, 339 nucleotides long. RefSeq lists its product as uncharacterized. The annotation marks the transcript as partial. Gene Ontology annotation, molecular function: DNA binding; protein dimerization activity. The record is from RefSeq and is a predicted model, not a curated record. The transcript has a single exon. NCBI's taxonomy places the organism in Eukaryota, Fungi, Ascomycota, Eurotiomycetes, Eurotiales, Trichocomaceae.
GCUUUUUGGCACAAUCAAUCGGCACUUUUUUUUCUCUAUCCAAAUCUGCCUGCCAAGUUGCCAGUCGCUAUGCCUACAAGAUCAUCUCUCAAGACAAACUGGGCGUAUGCAAUCAGAACGGACGAAAAUCCAACAGAAGCGGGACCGCCGCAAGAACGUUUAAUGAAGAAAGCAUAUGAGUAUAGUGUUCUAUGUGCUGCAGACGUGUUUUUGGCCAUUAUAAUUAGAGAAAAUGGCCGAGUCUACACACUUUGCUUAGAUCAAGCAGGCAUUUUGUCUCACAUUCAGUCACAAUCGGUAAGUUCAUCAUCAAUAACGUGUUGCUGCAGCAGAUGCUAA